Messenger RNA from Homo sapiens (human), 2373 nucleotides. It is a transcript of the gene TMEM234, whose product is annotated as transmembrane protein 234. The record is from RefSeq and is a predicted model, not a curated record. The transcript is spliced from 7 exons. Bases 32 to 526 code for a protein of 164 amino acids. Gene Ontology annotation, cellular component: membrane. NCBI's taxonomy places the organism in Eukaryota, Metazoa, Chordata, Mammalia, Primates, Hominidae.
GUUCCCGGAAGUAGAAGACAGCGGCGUUGCCAUGGCGGCGUCUCUGGGGCAGGUGUUGGCUCUGGUGCUGGUGGCCGCUCUGUGGGGUGGCACGCAGCCGCUGCUGAAGCGGGCCUCCGCCGGCCUGCAGCGGGUUCAUGAGCCGACCUGGGCCCAGCAGUUGCUACAGGAGAUGAAGACCCUCUUCUUGAAUACUGAGUACCUGAUGCCCUUUCUCCUCAACCAGUGUGGAUCCCUUCUCUAUUACCUCACCUUGGCAUCGACAGAUCUGACCCUGGCUGUGCCCAUCUGUAACUCUCUGGCUAUCAUCUUCACACUGAUUGUUGGGAAGGCCCUUGGAGAAGAUAUUGGUGGAAAACGAGCAGUUGCUGGCAUGGUGCUCACCGUGAUAGGAAUUUCACUCUGCAUCACAAGCUCAGUUCCAUGGACUGCAGAACUCCAGCUGCAUGGAAAGGGCCAGCUGCAGACUUUGAGCCAGAAAUGCAAACGGGAGGCCUCUGGGACUCAGUCAGAGCGCUUUGGCUGAAUGAGGGGUGGAACCGAGGGAAGAAGGUGCGUCGGAGUGGCAGAUGCAGGAAAUGAGCUGUCUAUUAGCCUUGCCUGCCCCACCCAUGAGGUAGGCAGAAAUCCUCACUGCCAGCCCCUCUUAAACAGGUAGAGAGCUGUGAGCCCCAGCCCCACCUGACUCCAGCACACCUGGCGAGUAGUAGCUGUCAAUAAAUCUAUGGUAAACAGACAAGAGGUUAGUAAGUAUUCUUUUAUUGUGACAAACCCUCUCCCAGGCUUAGUCAGCUACUCCUUUCUCUGGCCAGAGAAUCCCAUAAGGAAAUAGCCCCCACAGCCAGGGCUGCUCUGCUCAGAGGAAGGGAAGGCUGGGCUGUGGGUUUAGGAGCAGGAGAACGGGGAGGGCUGAGGAGGCCGCAGUGUACCCUGUGAGCCCAGCGGAGGUGCUGGCUCCUGAGGAACAAGCUGCUGGAGGCUAAGGACAAAAGGUGGCCAGAGUAGUGGUCCCCAGUUGCCCUCUGGAGCUGCUGGCUCUCAAGAUGGCAGAGCUGGGGCUGAGGCUGAGAUAGCAGCCCCAGCCCCAGGCUGGUUUUCCAGGGACAAGGCCUCUUCCACUAUCUGUGCUGCCCUCUGCAGGAGGUGGAAGGCCAUACAGAAUGGAGCCGUGAGUAUGGCCAGCCUCCAGCUCUCAGCCAGGAGGUCCCCAACCCCAAGGAAGGAAGAAACUGGAAAUUAGGAACUGCUUCCUCAUUUAACAAGGUAGGAAGUUAGGAGAUCAUUUACUUUCAAUCACAAGGGAGGAGAACUGUUCCUGGGGCCCAAGGCUGCCAGUUUCCAGCUCAGAGCUCCUCCCACCCCAACAUACUGUUUCCUGAUCCAACAGCUUACCUGAUCCAAGGGCUCCUCUGUCUGAGUGUCUUCAUCAUCUGCUACUUCCAGGGCCCCCGCUGUCUCCUUCCUUCGGUGGGGAGCUCCAUAUACUCCUAUAACUCCUAAAGAGGGGAGGCAGCACUGGGUGAUGCCCAGGCUGAAGAGCCCUCAGCAUUCCUGCCCUGGACCUUCAUGCUAGCCCCUUUCCCUCCCCUGAACCUGGUUCUGCAUUCCCCACCACCUCCCAGGAUGGCAAGGAAGUGAGAGGUGGGCCUUUGGUCCCACCCCCAUCCCCUCUAUAUCCCACCCCUGAAGUCUUAUCGCUUUAAGCACUGCCCUUUCCAGGUGCUUCUUUUCAUGUGAUGAGGCCCUGUGAAGAAGGGACAGGAUAUACAGACGGGGGCAGCUGGAGACAGUUAUGAUGAGUGCCGGCUUUGUGUCUGAGCAUUCUGCUCCCAUGGACAUCCCCAACAACAGCAGGGACCAACCUAUGUCACUGUCAAAGGGCAGCUGAGAAGGGCCUGAGCCCCAGGGACCCCUCACCUGAUGGGAAUGAGAGUGUGGGGAGCUUGCUUCUUGGCUGAAUGGUCUGCUGGGGUCUGGCAUAGAAAGCAGAUGGCUUAAUUCGGUCUGGUUCCUUUGGAGAGGGCUGGGUUACCUGGGCCCUGUGGCCUUGGGCCUAGAGAAGGGACACUGGGCUUGGACCCUGAUUGCUGGCCAUUCUUACCUUUCCUACUCCCCAGUUCAGGCUUCAGAGAGCCCCUGACGCCUGCAGGAACAUGGCAGAGGAGACACCGUCUGUCUUCACAAAGUACGUCCUCCCUCCUUGCUGCCUCUUCCCACCAGCCUGACUUAUCCAGGGACAGAGCAGUAGAUGCCUGGCACUCCUCGAUGCCCAGUGAAACCAGACUGUGCUUCCCCACCCCCACCACCAUGCCCCAUGCUCACUGGCUCAUUUCUUGGGAGGGCUUAGAGCUGGAUAAUAUAAGUUCCCUUGGA